Molecule: messenger RNA, 1473 nt
Organism: Cherax quadricarinatus
Lineage: Eukaryota; Metazoa; Arthropoda; Malacostraca; Decapoda; Parastacidae
Source: RefSeq, a predicted model, not a curated record
AGGAGCCUCGGGGAUUCAACUGUGUGGGGGUUCUACGAGAUGCUGAAACCCAAACUGAUGAUUGCUGACCCAGAGCUUGUCAAAGCAGUCCUGAUCAAGGACUUCGACCACUUCGUCGACCGUCGAAUAUUCAACUUAACCUCAGACAGGGAUGAGAUCAUCAAUGAGAUGCUGACACAAGCCACAGGGACCCACUGGAAAGGCAUCCGCUCCGUGCUGUCUCCCAGCUUCACAUCCGGCCGGAUGAAGGGAAUGUAUCCACUCGUGGAGCAGAAGGCUGAUGCUCUGUUGGAUUACAUUCACAAAAAGUUAAAGACCAAAACAUCCAUUAAGCUGAAGAAAUGUUUUGGUCUCUAUACCCUAGAGGUCAUCUCAUCCUGCGCCUUUGGCAUGGACACCAACUCACUCAGAGACGGCCAUUCCACAUUCAACACACAGGUGGAAAAUAUUUUCAAGACCAGCACAAUCAGAAUGAUCAAAAUGAUAUUCCUCUUACACUUCCCCAAGCUCAGCAACGUCCUGAAGAUGAGCUUCACCCAGCCUGAGGUAUUCUUCUUCAGGGACGUGGUAACAGAGACCAUUAAGCAGCGAGAAGCAGGAGGGAAGAGAGGAGACUUCCUGGAUCUCAUGAUGGAGUCCAGAGACCACCAGAGUGGCCCCACCUCCAAGACUUCUAAAUAUCCACUGAAGAUGAGUACGAUAGUAGCUGAGAGCAUCCUGUUCAUCCUAGCUGGCUACGACAACACAGCCAGCACAAUCUCCUUUGUCGCCUUCCUCCUAGCUCAGCACCAGUCCCAGCAACAGCGCCUUCGUCAGGAACUGAGAGAGAUCGCUGUGGAUGGAACAAUCACCUACCAAGAUCUCAUGGAGGCCAAAUACCUGGAUGCUUGCAUCUCAGGUGUGUCUUGCACUAUACGCAAUUUUGGGCAUGGGUAUGACAGGGCCUCACGAAGGUGGGAGGGAUGCUGGGGUGCCAGUAGUGGCUGGCUGAGAAGCAGGACUCAGGAGCUGAGACUCGAUCCCCUCCAACCACAAGUACCUACAUGCACCAGUCAUCAAUAGAAAUAAUAAUAAUAAUAAUAAUAAUAAUAAUAAUAAUAAUAAUAAUUUUAAUUAUCAAAAGAAUACAACUGUUACUACUAGUGCUUCUACAACUAUCACUAUUACAACUAUCACUACCAAACAGUUUCGUUGGUUUCAAACAGUUUCGUUGGACAAUAAAGCAGACUGUAAACGGGUGGGGUUGUAGGCGCCCUUAUAAACACAAACAUUAAAAAUCAGGAACGUGACGGUAAGCUGUCCAAUAUACAAAAAGAGUUAGAAACAGAAAUACAAAUAGCUAGAGCUUCAUUUAAGGUUAUUAAUAUAAUAUUCAAGAGGUUGCUAGUAGAAUUGCAGUAAAUCAACCAUUCAAAUCAUUAUGAAGCUGUGUGUAGUCUGUGGUCAGUCAAACAAACGGGCUUCCACAUGGAU